Messenger RNA from Vicia villosa (hairy vetch), 990 nucleotides. RefSeq names its product pre-mRNA cleavage factor Im 25 kDa subunit 2. NCBI's taxonomy places the organism in Eukaryota, Viridiplantae, Streptophyta, Magnoliopsida, Fabales, Fabaceae. Gene Ontology annotation, cellular component: mRNA cleavage factor complex. The coding region runs from base 183 to 785 and encodes 200 amino acids. The transcript has 7 exons. Gene Ontology annotation, molecular function: mRNA binding. The record is from RefSeq and is a predicted model, not a curated record.
GGCUCCCGGCCCACAUUGGGGUGUUGGGUUUCGGUUGUUUCCAGCACUGACAGGCGGUGAAGUCAUAAGACUUUCACAUACAUUGAUUCACCUCAACUUCCCUCCUCUUUCUCAUUCUCUUCUCCAUUUCUCACUCAAUCACAACAGCACAACUGAAUACAACACAAGAAAAGAGUUCCAAAAUGGUACCGUCUCAGGUCGUAAACACCUACCCAUUGUCCAGCUACACCUUCGGCACCAAGGAGCCCAAGAUGGAGAAAGACACCUCCGUCGCCGAUCGUCUUGCUCGCAUGAAAGUCAAUUAUAUGAAAGAAGGAAUGAGGACCAGCGUGGAAGGAAUUUUACUGGUACAAGAACACAAUCAUCCUCAUAUUCUUCUUCUGCAAAUUGGAAACACAUUUUGCAAACUCCCAGGUGGCCGUCUUAAGCCAGGAGAGAAUGAAAUCGAGGGCUUGAAGAGAAAAUUGACUAGCAAACUUGGUGCUAAUUCACCUGGUCUUGUACCUGACUGGCAGAUAGGUGAAUGUGUUGCAAUCUGGUGGAGGCCAAAUUUUGAAACCAUAAUGUAUCCAUACUGUCCUCCUCAUAUAACAAAGCCCAAGGAGUGCAAGAAGCUUUUCCUUGUUCACUUAUCUGAGAGGGAAUACUUUGCUGUACCGAAAAACCUGAAGCUGCUUGCUGUUCCAUUGUUUGAACUCUAUGACAAUGUUCAGAGAUAUGGACCAGUCAUAUCCACCAUUCCUCAGCAACUUUCCAGAUUCCAGUUUAAAAUGAUCACUAACUGACCGUAAUCGGAAGCUUAGACACUCUGAAAGAAUACUGCUUUCCAUUUGUCAUUUAAAAACUAGGACUGAUUUGAUACAUUAUCCUAAACCCUAAAUCCUAUUGUCAUUGCAUAAUCUGGUCAGAGAACUAUUUUUGAAGUGUGUUUCUAAAUAGAUUUGUAAUUUGUGACACUGUUUGUAUUAAUUCAUUGGAUUUUGGGUUGAA